AUGGUGUUUGGGUAUGCUGCGUUGCGACCUCUCCUCAGGACGUCAAUUUAUUCCAGACCAACAUUUCUCCUCAGGGCGAUCCAACCAUCUGUGCCAGUUAUACUUAAUACAUCACCAAGGACUUAUGCUGAACUACUUGUUCGAGCAUUCUCUAGUGAGGUGAAUCGUGCUGAAUUUGAGGAGCGCGUGCUCAAUGUUUGCAAAGCUUAUGAUCGUAUAAACGCUGAAAAGCUGAGUCUAGACUCCCACUUUAUUAAUGAUCUGGGUUUGGAUAGUUUGGAUCAUAUCGAAGUGAUUAUGGAAAUUGAAAAUGAAUUCAGUCUUGAAAUUCCCGAUGUCGAGGCAGAAAAGCUUAUGACCCCCGCGCAAAUCGUGGAAAUGCUCUACCAGAAGAAGCUGCGAAAGACCAAAGUGACUGAGUAA
Molecule: messenger RNA, 423 nt
Organism: Echinococcus granulosus
Lineage: Eukaryota; Metazoa; Platyhelminthes; Cestoda; Cyclophyllidea; Taeniidae
Product: Acyl carrier protein
Exons: 3
Coding region: 1-423 (140 amino acids)
Biological process (GO): fatty acid biosynthetic process
Cellular component (GO): mitochondrion
Molecular function (GO): acyl binding; acyl carrier activity
Source: RefSeq, a predicted model, not a curated record